AUGGGCAGAGGCAGUGUCCUGGCUUUACCAGUGAUACUAGCGCUCUUAGUAGAACCAAGCAUCCGUUACACUUUGAAGACUUAUGAACCAAGAAAAGGAGGUUUGUUGGCCUUACGUGACCGGUUUACUUUUAGUGCUUUGUAAACUAGUGAAUUUUGAAGUUGUUGAUUUGGACAAGGCUAACGUCAAAGAUGCCUGUUCUUUUUCUCUAGGAUAAAAUAAAUUUCAAAUUUCUGGAAUUCCGUAGUCAGAAUAACCUGUGAGAGAUGAGUGUUUUAAAAUGUGCGCGUGCUUUUGUCGGUUGCUAUUGUAGCGACUGGUAAUAGGGAGCUUAAACAAACACCAAAGAAACGGUUACAUUUGCUUUAAUUUGUCAAAUGGCAGACAAUCUUUUUCUGGAGUAUACAAUCUUAUGGACCUUAUUCAAGUUCAGAACUGAAAAGGAAAAGAACGUUCUCCUUAGCCAUUUGUUUACGUCUCAAAUAAAUAAAUAAAUAAAUAAAUAAACUGGACAAUUUCCCGCCACAAACUUGCAGUGACUGAAAGGAAAUGCACCUAAAAGUGUGCUGCACGCUUUGAGUUGUUGUGUUGCCGUUACAGUCGUGGCUUCGUAAACUCCGGCCCUAGUGGGGCAGGAAAAUCAGUUUUUAAUGCAUUGAGAACGCCAAGACGCUAAGCCUAGGAAUCUAACCGGAAAGUGGUACCAGUUUUAGAGCCCAGAAUAUAUUUUUUCUUUCAAAAAACAGAAAAAAUCAGAAAGGUUAGGCUUAAUGUUACGUAAGACAAUCUGACGUGAUGAUAUGCAAGACUACAAAAGAGUAUGUUUUUCACAAAAUAAAAGAAACUUCUCUUCUCCUGCUGGAUAAACAAUUAAAAAUAAUGUGCGUACAAUAUGUGUAUAACCCUUCCUUAAGAGAAUAUAUCGGCCGUCAUUAACGAUUUUUAUUGUGUAGGCAUAACAAGAAUUGGUUCAAUAUACUCACGCCCUGUUUUGCAAUAUCAAGAAGCAAGAGAAGAAAACCGAGAAGAAGGGUCUAACCUUUUGGUUCAGUAUCGUUUCAGAAGAGGAGUUGGUGAGUGAUUUCAAUUUUAACUGAAAUGCCGACAAGUGGAUUUUUUUUUCUUUUAGGUAUCGGUCAAAGAAAGAAAUCAGUGUUAAUUUGCAAACAUAUAACCAUCCUCUUUGUUUGUCUCUAUUUUUUAAUAUUUACCGGUGCUUUUUUUUUACCAGACGAGUGGUUGAGCAACGGCUUUAUUUACCCUGGAACAAAUUCAAUACAACUGUGAUGGGAAGAGUAAGCUUAAACACUGCUCACAGUUUGACCAACACUAGUAUUACGGCUUAGUUCUACCGUCCUAAAAAAAUUGUUCCGAACGCCCUUUUACAAAAUUUUCUCGGUAAAAACUGUAGUGAAAAUAAACAGCAGCAAUAAACAGCAUUUAACAACGAUGUUUUGCAAGUUUCUGAUCAGCUGUUGUUGUUUUUGUACUUAAUUUUUUCUUUGUUUUUUUUUGUUCAGUUAUUGAUGUUGUUAGUUGCCUUUUUUUCGGUGUUGGCCAGUCUGUUGCAAGUUCAGGUAUUUUUUUCCACCCCAGGUAAUGACCUGAAUGAAUUGAAGGAUAAAGCAAAAAACGCAAAUUCCGCUUACAAUUCGAUAAAACAGAACUGGAAGAAAAUUUUUGUGAUCGUCAUUACGACAUUUGCAUUGAUUGUUGUCCUGAGAAUCUAUCGAGGGUGUUUCUCUGAUUCAGGGUAAGUUGAAGACUUUUGAUGACCGACACGCAAAAAUACAAGAAGUAGCACUGCAACAUGUACUAACAUCAAAGAUAGGCUAGAUUAGCUCAGUUGAUUUCGUGAAUCUGGGUAGUUAGGCCUUUGUUGCAGUGUUCCAUUACAACCCUGUUCUAGCAAAAGGCUGCGUCAGGCUGCCUGUAUUAAACUGCAAACCCGUUUCUGUGCCAAAAAAGGGAGAUCUGGGUAAUUCGAUUUCAGGUCUAGUUUCAGAAUAAGUGCCACAGAAAAUGACAUGUAAAUCUUUCACGAAAAUUUACUUGUCUGGCUAUAAAUCAAUUACGUCCUGACUUGAUCGAUAGAUACCUCAUGACGAAUUACCCUUGGAGUUUAACCCUCGGACGUACAAGGGGGGUGGUUGCCACACCCCUCAGAGGUUUUUUGGAAUUUUUUUCCUAGACGAUAAAACAUCAGUACCUGACGUUUUCAGUAGCUGUUCUUUUAUCCCUUGCGCAAAUUUUGAGACAGGUUUAGUGAUGGUCAGUUACUAUGGUUUGAGAGAUGACGUCAUAAGUAGCAGGUGGUCAAGUCAUUUUGAGUGACAAUGCAUGUUUUUUCAACUUUUUUCGCAAUAAAAGUAAAACUUGUGGAUGAAAAGAUACAAAGUUCUUAUUAAUGUGUUAUUUUAUAUGUCAAGCACGAAAAAUUACCAUUUAUCGCUAAUUUAACCUGAUUUCUAAUUCUUAGUAAAAUCCAAGAUGGCGACCAUCGUUGGUGACGUCACAAGCCUCCAGCAGCGCCACCACCCAUAUUAUAUACUGCAUCUUGUCGAGAAGAUCAAAGGCUUUCCACUAAGGGUAAAAUAACAUAACAUAUCAAAAACUCUGGGGAGGGGUUCCAUCACCCCCCCCCCCCCCCCUCACGCACUUCCCAACCCCUCCCCAACCCCACUCCCUUCCCCCCCAACGAUGAGAAAAAAAAACUACAAAAAAAAACCACUGGGGGGGGGGUUUCCCCCCCCCCCCCCCCCCCCUGUAGCACAGUGGGGGUAUGAAUUUGCGUGUACGUCAAGGAUUAAUUGCCAUCUUGUCUGAAUUCCUUUGUUUAUAGUAUAUAAAUAAGAUGUACACUUUUAAGUGCCGCGACCCUGCGUUGAAAGGGGAAAUAAUUCAGAUUAAUAUAACGAUUCGAGAGGAAGCGUAAGUUUAAAGUGGCCAUAAUAGCUCUAGUGUUAUUUCAGUCCUUUCUUGCCAUUUCUUAACUGAGUUUAGCAACCUUCGUCAAAUAGUUUUUAAAGAAGAAUUUCAAUAUAUCUGCCGCAAUUUCGUCAUUUUAUUCUUCUUCUUCUUCUUUUCAGUUCCGAUGAAGACGACGUCCAACCCAACAUUGUCGUUUUAAAAAUGUAAAAGCCAGACGCGAAAGGCAAUGGUGAAUUUGACGACCCGGUCAUAAGGGAAGGGGUCACUCACGGAAAUAAUGAUGGUACCAAGGAAGGAAAAGGUCUCCAAAAAGGCACUCAUGACUCUGAGAUCAAAGGUCCCACAGACAAAAGGGUUGCAGACAAAGUGGCGACUAUAAGGGAAAAGCUCGAAGCCAAACCUUAAUAGCCUUAGCCACUUCAAGAAACGCUCAUUUCAAAGACGAAAGAGACUUCACACCCGCGACUUCGAACUCUUUUUUUAAAGAUGACGAAUUUCAUCGUUUUGAGAUGGAUAGUAUUCCUGUGUCUGGAUAUACUACUUUGCAGCAGAGAGAGUUUUCUUUGCUUUACUUUCCUUUCUGUAAGCAGCUCUUCAAAGUGAAAGCGCAGGCAGACGAGCUAAGCGUCCAACGUUAACCUACAAUGACCUGGCAGGGAAGCCUGAGCAAAGUCCACUUCCAUUCUACGAGGAAAUACCGUUUAUAAAAAUGUUG
Molecule: messenger RNA, 3646 nt
Organism: Porites evermanni
Lineage: Eukaryota; Metazoa; Cnidaria; Anthozoa; Scleractinia; Poritidae
Source: the annotation of a GenBank genome assembly